Messenger RNA from Schizosaccharomyces osmophilus, 2202 nucleotides. RefSeq names its product BET family double bromodomain protein Bdf2 (gene bdf2). Gene Ontology annotation, cellular component: chromatin; nucleus. The transcript has 2 exons. NCBI's taxonomy places the organism in Eukaryota, Fungi, Ascomycota, Schizosaccharomycetes, Schizosaccharomycetales, Schizosaccharomycetaceae. Bases 1 to 2202 code for a protein of 733 amino acids. Gene Ontology annotation, biological process: chromatin remodeling. The record is from RefSeq and is a predicted model, not a curated record.
AUGAACAGUGAGAAUAUUAUAUCUGUGAAAUCUUCGCAGGGGAAAGUGAAUAUUGCAAACGAUUUUGGUAAACACAGUAUGGGCUCCAUGAACGUUUCUAAUAUUGACAUUACUGUAACACACCCUUACUCUGCCGAAACUGCAUCUAUUAACAAGACUGGACUGGGAAAAAUUCACGACUCGACAUUUACACCUAGAUCCCCUGAGCCUUCUAUGAACGGCGAAGACAAGAAAGCCUCUUACUUUUCCGGAAACGAGAACGAGGAUGAGGCAUUAGACUUGUUUGGUGAUAAUGAGUUUGAAGAAGAAAGUUUACCAUAUCAAGACAAUGACUAUUCUUCCCAAUAUCUACAUCCCACACCCCCAUACACAAAUUAUGAUGAUGAGUCUCCCUCAUCCCCUUCACAACCGUCCGAAGGAGCUGGCAAGAAGCAUAUAUUAGAAACCAAUGCCUCUACACAAGCGGAUGUCAACGAGACCCCAAUCAAGCGUCAACGCUAUGAACACGAACCGUCGUAUCAUCCAACCCGAGGUCAACCCGAACAGCAAGAGCCUCUUCCCACUGAUAUGCAAACAAACUCAAAGCUUCCUGUAGUACCUCCUUUCUCGGAAAAGGUCUCGAAUACCGCUGGCGGUAAAGCUCAAGUCAUUACAAACAUGCAGGACAGCGCAGUUGAUGAGAGUGAAUACGUUUCACCGAAGGAGUAUCCCCCAAUGACGAAAGAGCAACACAAGUACAUCCAUGCCAUGCUUCGUCAACUUCGUCGUGGUCGUGAUUCAAUUCCUUUUCGUGCCCCAGUUGAUCCAAUUAAACAAAACAUUCCUGAUUAUCCUACAAUAGUGAUGCGCCCAAUGGAUUUAGGGUCCAUUCAGAAAAAGUUUUCGAGUGGACAAUAUGCCAGUGCCGAGAACUUUAUCGACGAUAUGAACUUGAUGUUUGAGAAUUGCUUUCUUUACAAUGGUACAGAAUCUCCUGUGGGUGUGAUGGGUAAAAACCUACAGGCAACCUUUGAGCGUCAAUUAAAGCAACUGCCUUCCCCGUACGUCACUAGCUCAUCUAGACCAGGACGACGUCCUCGUAAUGUGCCUGCGGCUACUAGACCCACGAGUAGUCGGACGCGAAGGCAAUCUGCUUUAUCGUCCGGCCGCGACAACGUGUACGAUCUAAAGCCUCACCGCAGAAAAGAUGCAGCUGAAAUGAAAUUUUGUCAGUCUGUGCUGAAGGAGUUGUUGAAAAGACAACAUGAGUCAUAUGCGUAUCCUUUCUAUAAACCAGUGAAUCCUAUCGCUUGUGGUUGUCCCGACUAUUACAAAAUUAUCAAGCACCCCAUGGAUCUUUGCACGAUGCAAAACAAGCUGAAUCACAAUGAAUAUGCGUCUCUUAAAGCUUUUGAAGCUGACAUGUUGCUCAUGUUUAAGAAUUGCUACAAGUUUAAUCCUGCUGGCACACCGGUACACAUCAUGGGUAAAAAGCUUGAAUCUGUAUUUCAGAAACUGUGGGCCGAGCAGCCUGAUUUUGAUUCUGAAACCUUAAGUUCACUUUCCUCUGUAAAUCCCGACUACUAUUAUGGUGACAAUGAUGUUUUCGACAGUGCAGACGAGUUCAUGGAAGAUGACGGGGAAGAAUUUGAAGCUGUUAACCGACAGAUAUAUAGACUUCAGAGCACUUUACGCGCGAUGAAGACGCGUGCCCGCCCCUCUUCAGCUUCUCAUCGUUCUCGUUCUCGAAGCCUGAGUAUUGACCAGUUCCCACCUAUUACUUAUGAAAUGCAGAAUGAAUUAGCCGAACAAUGCAACUACUUAACGGCUGAUCAAUUGACGCAUGUCGCCGAAAUUCUGCGUUCUGCAUUACCGCAUCUUCGUAAAACCGAUGAAAUAGAAAUUGAUGUAUCGUCGAUGCCUCCUGAUGUGUUCUUUAAAGUUUAUUACUUUGUAUGCAAGGGAGACGAAUCGGCUGCCGAUUACAUCUUAAUGUCACCUCAACCACAGAAGGAAGAAAGAAAAGGUCGUGCCUUGUCAGAAAAUGAGCAAGCCGAGAAGAUUCGCCAGCUCCGUGCUCAACUCGAUCGCUUUGCAGGAAUAACUAACCAGAAUAAAGGAUUGAAUAAUUCUUCAGCUGCCUAUCAGUCGAAGGCAUUUGCUACGGAUGAAUCGUCUUCUGAAGAUGAUGGCGAAAGCAGCGAAAGCAGUAAUUCAGCAUGA